UCCUUGCAGAGGGAGGAGUGCAUUUCAAGGUGCUCUGUCUUCUCGAAUUGGGGAUUACAGUGACAAUGGAUGUUUCUGCUCAGUCAAAACUAAACAAGCAAUCAAGAUUAAGCUACAAGAGCUUUGGAAUCUCAUCCCAGGUGGAUGGUGACUCUUCACCCAAAGACUUUACAACUGACUUCACAAAGAAACAUGAUCUUAUCCAUCUGAAAGAGCUGCCCGUGGCCUCCGGUAUCUUACAUUUGUCUGACCAAGACCUAUCCAGCCUAAAAGAGCUAGAUGAGGGUGGCUCAAAUCAAGGCGAGCUUAAGCUGCUGUACGCGGCCCUUGUCAUGCUUCCUGUUGGAGUGACCUUUGCCUUGGUCCUACAAAUCUGCCUGGGUGAAAGUUUGGUGGCCACACAAGGUGGUGGUGUGGUGGUUUCGGACCACGAGCGCUGCACUGCCCUCGGUCAAAGAGUCCUUCAUGAGCGCGGCUCCAGCGUGGAUGCAGCCAUCGCUGGCGCCCUGUGUCUGGGCGUUCUGCAUCCACAUGUGUCGGGAGUUGGCGGAGGUGGAGUGAUGCUGGUUCACGACAUCCUCAAGAAUGAAACCAGGGUGAUAAAUUUUCUAGGAACUGCACCUAACGCAUUAAGAGAGGAGAUGCUGCAAAAUGUUUCAGAGCUUAAGGCCGGUCUAAAAGUAUGCGUGCCAGGUAUGCUCAUGGGGUUGCACCGUGCUCACAGCAUAUAUGGGAGCCUGUCAUGGGAGGACGUUGUCGGCAGAGCUGCAGAUGUCGCCAGAGAAGGUUUCAGAGUGUCUCACAGUCUGUCUGAUGCAAUAUCAAAGGUAAAAGGUGAGCAGCUGUCUCAACGCUUCAGGGACAUGUUCAUUCCAGGAGGCCGAGCUCUGGGCCCUGGUUCAUAUGUGAGGAUGCCUGGUCUGGCAGGGGUCCUAGAGGCUGGUUUGAAUCAUUUCUACCAUGGAAAUGUGUCCCAAGAAAUCGAGGAUGAGGUGCAAGAAAACGGAGGGAUCCUGAGCAGAGAGGACAUCGGUAACUAUCGCGUAGAAGUGGAACAACCUCUUGAAAGCCGGCACAAUGAGUUUAUAAUUCAGGUUUCUCCUCCCCCAUCUGCUGGGGCGGUGUUGAUAGCCGUUCUUGACCUUUUAGAGGCCCUCCAUCUCAGUGAGAGCAAUAUCACAGAAAACCAAACACACCACAGGAGGGCUGAGGCCACGAAAGCAGAUUUAUCUAAGGUCAAAGAUGUGACUGAGAAGCUCUCUGAAAUGCUGAGCAACAGUCAGACUGGAAGGCUUCGUAAGAAAAUAAAUUACUCCAAUGCGUCUCCACCUGAAUACUUCUCCACCAACCACUCCCUUCAGACAGGGCUGAAGAUUGGACAAGUUGUAGUCAUGGGACUGGAUAACCUCAUAGUGUCUCUUGCAAGUUCCUUGAGCAGCACAUUUGGGAGUAGAAUCGUGACUCGAUCAGGCAUCGUUCUCAACAGCCUUGUCCAUGACUUCUCCUGGACAGAUAACACCAAAGGCCAGCCUCAGACUUACCCGAGGAACAUUGUGAAGUCCAGACAAGGGCCCCCGUCCUUGCUCAUGCCCACAAUAAUCAGCCCGGCCCGACGUAACUGCGGGAUCUACAUGGCUCUCAGCAGUUCAGGCGGACAAAACCUCUCGAGCGCAGUCGUUCAGAUGUUGAACAGUGCACUCUAUGUCCAUAAAAAGAAAAAAGACAGCCUCUCCCACAAUCACCCCCACCUCCAGACAAACAGAACUCUUGGUGACUUCACUUCCACUUUUCUCACUGCUCCCCCAUCAGCUGAGUUUCCAGAAGAGGAUGAGCUGUUUGUGUAUGCAAAGCCCCACGUAUAUCAAAGAGCAAAGACGGACCAAGCUGUCCUGGGGAUCCAGAGGAAAAAAGAUGCUAUUACGACCACACAAGUGCUUCAAAUGUUACAUAGUUUAUUAUAGUCUUGUUGUUUUCAUGAAUUUUAGCUCGGUAAUAAAUAUUCUAAAGGCUCA
This is a messenger RNA of Mugil cephalus (flathead mullet), 2012 nucleotides long. Its product is annotated as glutathione hydrolase 7-like. NCBI's taxonomy places the organism in Eukaryota, Metazoa, Chordata, Actinopteri, Mugiliformes, Mugilidae. Gene Ontology annotation, biological process: glutathione catabolic process. Gene Ontology annotation, cellular component: plasma membrane. Bases 66 to 1961 code for a protein of 631 amino acids. Gene Ontology annotation, molecular function: glutathione gamma-glutamate hydrolase. The record is from RefSeq and is a predicted model, not a curated record. The transcript is spliced from 15 exons.